This is a messenger RNA of Podarcis raffonei (Aeolian wall lizard), 1372 nucleotides long. Its product is annotated as ly6/PLAUR domain-containing protein 2-like. NCBI's taxonomy places the organism in Eukaryota, Metazoa, Chordata, Lepidosauria, Squamata, Lacertidae. The transcript has 3 exons. Bases 169 to 552 code for a protein of 127 amino acids. Gene Ontology annotation, molecular function: acetylcholine receptor inhibitor activity. The record is from RefSeq and is a predicted model, not a curated record.
GCGACUGAGAGAGCCCUUUCUCCUUGACAGCCCAGCUGAGCGCAGGACAGGAAAAGGGCUGAGGCCAGGUAUAUAAUAAGGUCCCAGCAGAGCCCGGCAGGGACUUGGAAAGGGGGAAGAGGAGCCGCCUGGGAGUGUUCAGAAAGCCUCCAGAGUUUGCCUGCAAGGAUGAAAGCGUUCCUGGCUGUUGCGCUGGCCUUCCUGGCAUCCUUACAACUUGGGCUCUGUUUGCAGUGUUAUAACUGCCAAGACCCCACUGACCUCAGCAACUGCCUGACUUUCGUCAACUGCUCCGCAGACAGCACACACUGCAAGAUAACGGUGCACUCGGUGGAUUCAGGAUACCCCUUUUUCGGCAACAUCACCGUCACCAAAUCCUGCGCCAAAAAAUGCGUGCCUUCGGAGCCAGAUGGGAUCGGUGAAACUCGCCCGGUCUACUGUUGUGACACCGACCUCUGCAACAUUGGCUCCGGGCAACAGGCCAGAGCCGCAAUCUCUGCCACGGCUUUUAUAACUACCCUCGCUUUCGGCCUCCUGUGGACCAGACUGUAAGGCUUCAGGAAGAGGGCGGGUGGAUUUUGGAGGAACAUCGCCCAGGGAACAGAAGAGGGGAAGGGGGGGGGAACUUGGCCAUGUAAUCUAGAGCAGGAAAACUUCAGCAAUUUCCAGACUGCUUCCAAAGGUUUGUUGCCGUUCUUCCUUCAAACGGACGUCAAGGGGUCAAGAAAACUUCAGGGAAAUAAUUGCACAAGAGAGUGAAUAUCAGGGCUGUAUAAUCACCACCCAGCACACCUUCAGCCUGUAACCUGCUUUGCAGUUAAAAACGCUAAAAAUUAUUUUAAGGCCUACAGGGUUGUUGCGAGGAUGGGCCAGAUCAGGAUUGCAAAACCAUUUUGCAUGCCUAGAGUGCUAGAUGUCCUUAGCAAUAAAUAAACCAGGGUUUAUAAUUUUGCUUCCUCCCUAACCAAGUGGUGUGAUUUAAAGACAUUAGCAAUGGAAGGAAACGACAUUUUGCAAUCUGAUUUCUGGAAGAGAAGGAUUUCUGAAACAGGAGGUUGUGACAGGGACGCUCCAGCUGUCCCUGAAAAGACAUGGAAGAAUUGUUUUACAGGGUGGGCUUGCGAUGGCAGGACCCCUGAACCGCAAGUGGAGUCUGAGCGCCUCAAGUACAGCGUAAGAGGGAUCACUCGGGAGACGGGCGGUGCUUGAGAACUGAGAAUGGUUUGCGAAUAAAUAAAUAUCUUUCUGCUCCUACAGCACUUGCCCCUUUCUUGUUGCAAUGCUGUUAGCAUUUGUAAACCGAUGUUUUAGUCUACCUUAUUUGUUAGAAUUGGCUGUUUUAAGGAUUUAAAUAAAAGUGUUUUUUAAAGAA